AUGCAGGUUACUGCUUCGUUUGGAUUCUGCAACUUCAUAAUCCACCUAUGCUUCUGCCACCUUAUAUUUGUAAACGGAACUCCGCUGCCUACUGCUCGAUUUUUAGCUAACAUAAACAAAACGCCAACAUCCAAAUCUCUCCCUUCUGGCAUGGAGAUUCAGCUACCCUCUACUCUUUCACUUCUAACCAGUCUUGGUGCAAUUCCUCGUGCUUCUGCUGCUAUUGAUGAAAGAGAAGUUGAUACUAUUGCGGUUUAUGUUCCUGCUCCGUUUAAUUACGACAACUUUAAUUCAGAAGUGGAGCUCGGAGAAAUUUCGGAGACGCAGCCCGUUUUCAUCAAGCCUGAUGCUCUUCGCCAUAGUAUUGGCUUACAUACCGCCCAAAAGCGCGACUUCGUAAGGCUUGGAAAGCGUGGUUUUGUUCGUCUAGGCUAG
Messenger RNA from Protopolystoma xenopodis, 435 nucleotides. Lineage: Eukaryota; Metazoa; Platyhelminthes; Monogenea; Polystomatidea; Polystomatidae. The record is from the annotation of a GenBank genome assembly.